Messenger RNA from Symbiodinium sp. CCMP2592, 765 nucleotides. Lineage: Eukaryota; Dinophyceae; Suessiales; Symbiodiniaceae. The record is from the annotation of a GenBank genome assembly.
AUGAAGCCUGCCAUGGACGUGGUUAUCCAGCUCAAACGCCCGGAUUGCUCAACGAUGGUCCCAAAGUCUCGGACAAUCCGUGGGCCAGGCCAGCAGGCUUUCUCCCCAGAUCCUCUACGUCAUUCUGCGCGAUGCCGGUUGUCCUGGAUUUGUUGGAUGACUUUCUGGGCAUGGCAAGGAAGGAAGAGGUCGCUCGCCCAAACGCUUCCCCUUGGCACAUUGUCUCUGGAAGGGGCAGUGGCGCUGGUUGCAGCUUUCUGCCCCUCAGAGUGGCUGACUGCAACUUUGGCAGGGUGCCUUUAUCGUGGGGAGGAUUCACCGCAGCCCUCUCGGCUGGACCCGGUCCCCGACCUGCUGCAAACUGCAACCUAUGGGCCAUCUGGUGCGGACUACUUCGCGAAACUGGAGGACUAUCUGGCUCUGAGACCGAGAGCACCUCUGCCAAGUGCUGGGCACCUCUGCGGCGAUCGCCCGGCUGCUGCAGCUUGGGGUCUGGCUUGCUCCGUCUGGCCGCUGGGCGGCCUCUCCUUCGCCUGGCCUCGGAAGUCUCGCUGCUUCUGGGAGGAAGGAGUGGCUGCUGAAUUCCAGGAGGUUCUGGUGAACGAGGGCUUGGAGGAUGCCAUACGAGCUGGACAUGAAGUGCUGUUUCAGUGCGAUCUCGGCUUCAUUGCGAUUCCUCUGGACUUGGAGAGGGACUUUCUGCAGCGGCUCCGGUGCGCCUCCCAGGCAUCGCAGGCAUCGCAGAGCGCUUCGAGCAGCUUCUGA